AUGGAUUUUAAUGGAGUCCACCCGGUAAAGGCUAGGCGCUCCACGGCUGAUUUAAUGAUGGAUGAUAACGCAUACACAACCACCAAGAAACCAGGACGAAGAAUUGCAAUCCUAACUGCUGUAGUCUGUGUGCUAGCAGUGCUAUGUAUUGUAUUCUUUGCUACUGCGGUCGUGUUCGUGGUGAAAUUUAACCAGAAGCUUCCCGUCGACAGUGCAACAAAUUCAAGCGUCAAGGAACUUUGCGUAUCACAGCAAUGCAUCAAAUCAGCUGCAGUUUACCUGGACAGCAUGAACACGGACGUGGAUCCUUGUGAUAACUUCUUCGAGUACGCAUGCGGCGGCUGGGUCAAAAAGGCUAUAAUACCCGAAGACAAAUCAAACUACUUCUCUUAUACUGACAUCACGGAACAAGUUACAAACAGAUGUAGAGAGUUGUUCGAGAGAGAUACCAGUCACGAUGAACCCAGAUCUCUCGUCAGUGUACGUAACUACUAUAAGUCGUGCCUCGAUGAAGCUGCCAUUGAGAAAGCUGGCACCAAGCCCCUGGUGGAUCUCUUGACUGCUUUGGGGGGCUGGCCAGUGCUUGGAACCAACCCUGGCGGAAACUGGGACAAAACGACCUACAAAUUUGAGACAUUCUUGGCCCGCCUCAUUAGUCAGUACAAUAUCGAUGCCAUAAUCUCGUCGUGGGUCAGCAGUGAUAGCAAGAACUCAUCUGGCUACGUUGUGCAGCUUGACCAACCAGGCCUCGGGAUGGGCAGCAGAGAUUACUACCUUAAAGACAAACAUAAUGAGGAUCGAGCCGCCUACGUGCAGUACAUGGUCGAUGUUGUCGUUCAGCUUGGUGUGGAUGAAGUCACUGCCAGAGCUUCCAUGGAAGAAGUCAUGGAAUUAGAAACGGCUUUGGCAAAUAUGACAAUUUCUUCCUCUGACCGGAGGGACAGCGCGGCUCUCUACAACAUCUACACCCUCUAUAAUCUAACUGUCACAUACCCACAGAUUGAUUGGGUUAUAUUGUAUAACGCACUACUACCAGACAGCGUCAAACCAAUUCCCUCAACGGAGAGAAUCGUUAACAAAGUCCCAAGCUUCAUGUCAGAGGUCACGAUGUGGCUAUCAAGACAAAGUUCCAGAGUGGUGAUGAACUACAUGAUAUGGCGUCUUGUAGAUGACUCCGUGUUUGAACUUGGUAAGACGUUCGUUGACAUCGGGCAGAAGUACAUCAACGUCGUUGAAGGAACUUCUGCAUCUGCUGCUCGGUGGGAAAGAUGCGUGGAGGAGGCCAACAACUAUCUUAGGUUCGCAACAGGCAGGAUGUAUGUUGAGGAAUACUUCCCGGGAGAUGCAAAAGAAAAGACUUUAAAGAUAGUUGGACAUUUAAAGACUGCGUUCAAGGAGAUGCUGGAGACGAAUGACUGGCUGCAAGAAGCCGACAAGAAAGUAGCAGCAGAGAAGGCUGACAGCAUGCGGGUCGAAGUCGGGUACCCUGACUGGAUAAUAGAUGAUACCAAACUGGAUGAAUACUACAACGGACUUGACUUUGUGAGCGAUAGCUACUUCACAAAUUCAUUGAUAUGGCGUCAAUGGAGCAUGGGGCAGCGCUCUGCACGCCUGCGGAGCCUAGUGGAUAAAACGGCAUGGACAGCAGCACCUACUGAUGUAAACGCAUAUUACAGCUCAUCAAAGAAUCGCAUUUUGUUUACAGCUGGUAUUUUACAGCCGCCAUUCUACCACCAUGACCUACCUCUGUACUACAACUACGGAGGAAUUGGCGUAGUUAUAGGACAUGAAAUAACCCACGGAUUUGAUGACAAAGGGAGACAGUACGAUAAAGAUGGUAACCUGAAUGACUGGUGGAGUGAACAGUCAGUCUUCAAUUUCAAGGAGCGAGCCCAGUGUAUGGUGGAUCAGUACUCAAACUACGUUAUGCCUGAGACCAAUGAAACUUUGAAUGGAAAGCUAACUCAAGGAGAAAACAUCGCAGACAAUGGGGGCUUGAAAGAAGCUUACAAGUCAUACAAGGAUAACAUAGUGGAUGACCCGCUUCUACCAGGACUGAACUUCAACCAAGAUCAAAUGUUUUUCCUCUCAUUUGGACAAUUAUGGUGCAGCGUGUUUCGACCGGAAGGCGUGACGUCAUACCUCCUAAGGAAUCGCCACAGUCCUGGGCGUUACAGAGUUAUCGGGACAAUGCAAAACAACGAGGACUUCGCCAAGGCGUUCAACUGCUCGAAGACAAGCUACAUGAACCCAGUGGAUAAAUGCAGUGUAUGGUAACCAUCGCUGUAUAAGAACACUUUACAAGGGAAUACAAAUAAUGGAUUUUAUAACGAAGACACGAACAGCGAGUGUGUACGGACUUCUACUGAUAGCGCCCUCUUUUGAAUCAUCUUUUAUCAGCCUAUGUUAAUUUCCCCAUUAUGGGGGACAAAAUCUC
Molecule: messenger RNA, 2437 nt
Organism: Asterias rubens (European starfish)
Lineage: Eukaryota; Metazoa; Echinodermata; Asteroidea; Forcipulatida; Asteriidae
Product: neprilysin-1-like
Exons: 21
Coding region: 1-2277 (758 amino acids)
Biological process (GO): protein processing
Cellular component (GO): plasma membrane
Molecular function (GO): metalloendopeptidase activity
Source: RefSeq, a predicted model, not a curated record